Molecule: messenger RNA, 9933 nt
Organism: Mytilus californianus (California mussel)
Lineage: Eukaryota; Metazoa; Mollusca; Bivalvia; Mytilida; Mytilidae
Product: dynein axonemal assembly factor 8-like
Exons: 27
Coding region: 154-5211 (1685 amino acids)
Cellular component (GO): centrosome
Source: RefSeq, a predicted model, not a curated record
ACUGUUAUGGAGAAGAAUGUUGAACGCCGAAACACGAAAAAUCUUGUUUACUUCAUGAAUUGACCUCAGCUUAUAGUUAAGAUAAUGAUGACUACCAAAUUAUAAAGAAAAAUUGCAGAUUAACAUUUUGAUUGAUCAAUAAGUAAUACAAUCAUGGAGUUAAGUGAUGAUGGCGGAGGUGACAGUGAUGUCAGGAUGCCGUCACUUCUAGGACAGUCACAACUCAAACCUAAGUUAGAUGACAUCUUUGCCGAAGUGGAGAAAAAUCUACCGUCCAUUGAUUUUGACCUAUCAGAUGUGAGUUCUGAUAAUGAAGAACCAAUCAUUUUUCACAGAAAUUUAAAAUCGUCGAUAUUUGACGAUGACAAAGAUAUGGAUACAAGCCUUGAAGAUCCAGAUGUUAUUUCUUUAAGUGGUGUCUCUUUUGAAGCUGCUGAUUUAGCAGAUAUAUAUGACAAUGAUCUAGCUUUUCAGCUCCAACAAGGUGCAGUGAUGAAAUCCUCACCUAAACCAGUUCCAACUAAAACAGUUUCAAGCUGGACUGAAAUAGUUAUGGAAGCUGAGAAUCGUCCUGAAGUUACUUCCCCUGGUAAACAAGAGGUCACCUUACAUGAUGUAGGCUGUGGUCCUGAUGAUGGGGAGGGUUUAAAUAUAAAUGAAGCUUUGAAAAAUAUGGAAAACGAACUGCUGAAUAAUCAGAUGCAGGAUUCAUAUGAAAAACAUGAAAGAGAAUCAACAGCUGAGACAGAGAAAAAGAAAAGUUCUACAUGGGAAGCUAUAGAUGUAGGGGAUAAGAGAAUGAAUAGUAUGUUGAGGAAGGAAGUACGACGAGAUGAAGAGAGAGAACUAGCUCAUAGCAUACUGUCACCUAGAGCUCCUACAUUAGUACCUCCAGGAUUUGAUCCUUCUAAUAUAGAUACAUUAUUGAACCAGUUAAAUGAAGAUAAUCAGUUUGCCCCUCCAAUCAACAGAUCAAAUCAGCAAAGAUUAGAGGCUUUGUAUGCUGCAGGGGAAGGAAAUCAAAUAGACAAUAAUGAACAAAAUCAGAAUUUGUCAUUGAUACAAAGAUUAGCACUAAUAUCCACCAGAGUAUCUGGAGAAGAUUUGACUGAUGUCUGUCCUAUGACUGGGGUUAAACAACAACAGAUUAUAGAAGAGGUUCCUCCAGUCAUUAAUAAGUGGAAACCUAUUCCUCAAUCACAGCCAGAGCCAGAGAAAAAGCAGACAUCUAGUUGUGGUACCAACACGAAUGAUAUGCCUGUUAGAAUUAUUACACCAACUGUUAAACCAACCACAAAACCACCAGUUGCAAAGAAAGAACCACCUAAGUCCAGUACAGUAUUUAUUGAUCUGAGAGAUUUUGAGAAGACGAGACAGGAACAACAACAAAGUAUAGAAAGAGUACAAAGAAUACUACACGUAUCUGGUGACAGGGACUCCAGUGAUGAUUCAGACGAUGAAGUAGAUACAUGGCAGAAACAGAGACAGAAGAUGAAAGAGUCAUUAAAAUCUAAAGGUCUACACGCAGAGGCUUUACCAAGCAAGCCAAAACCUCAUGGACCUGUAAAGAAGCCACAGAGAGUUUUGAACCUUGACCAUGUGAUAGAUAGUCGUGUAAGGACACAACCACAGACAGUAAUAGAAACAGUACAAUUAUCAGAAGAAGAUAUUGAGGCUAGACUUAGGGCUGAACAGGAGGAAAAAGAGAAACAGAGGAAAAUAGAAGAGGCUAGAAAACUCAGAGAACAGAGAGAAACAGAAAGACAAGCCAGGAUAAGAUUAUCUAAACGUUUAGAAGCUCUUCGUCCGUCAGCAGCUGUCAGUGGUAAACAAGACAGCGCUGAGGGUACACCUGUUGUGUUUGAUAUUGAAGCUUCGUACGAGCCUGCACCAAGAACUUUGCCACCGACACUGGGACAGGACCAUAAAUGUUUGUUAUUGACAAUACAUUUAUCCAGUAAUGGGGAGAUAAUUCUGCAUCGUGGUAAAAGCAGAAGUGCAGAUACAGGUGUUGGACUUUCUGCCAGUUACACAGUAUUAUUGUCAUGGUUAUUGUCCCUGGUACCACAUGACUUUACGUUCCUCCAGAAAGAAGAGGAAGAUAACACCCCACUACCAUUCUAUGUACUUGGUUUACAGCAGGAAUGUAUGGAUGAACAGUUGUGUUUACAAGUAGCUGUAGCUGCACCAAGAGACUAUGAUAAACAGAUGAAUCUCAAAACUAAAAAAUCUAAAGUUAAGGAUGAGAUGAAAGGUUGUACUGCAUUUCAACACUUUGUAACCAAAUUUCUGUCUACAAACACAUUACAUUCGGUGUGUCCCUGGCUAGUCGACAUGGUAUCAGUAGAAGUUCCCUGUUCACAGGUGGAUAGUGUCACAGAUAAACCAACAUAUGUAUAUCGUCCUCCAUUACCGAACAUUACAACGAAACCAUUGUCAACAUUCAUUCAGGUAAACCCAGAUCAACAGGCUGCUCAGAAAGUGUUCAAUUCCUCUGUGGGUUUCUUCUGGCAGACAAUUGAUAGUGAUGAAGCAUUCUGUGAUCAAAAUGUUGGGGAGGUUAAUUACGACACACAAGUGACAAUGUCAUUAAUUUACAGAAAAAUAUUCUAUGAUCCUAGGGCUAUGAUGGGAAUUUGUAACAGGAUACUACAAGAAGGAUUAGACUUAGCUGGUGUUCGACUGUUGUAUCCUACAUCGGAACUUAUUAGUCUUGCUUCAGGACCCAGUGUAUCUAAUGACAAUUCACAAACAGAUGUUUUAAACAGUAUUGGACCAGUAUUAGCUAUUAGCUUACGAGGAACAUUUGCGAGGUCUAUAUGGCUUGAUGCUGUUGGACCUUCAGACCCAGUUUUGGCAAGAAGGACUGAUCCUAAUUCUCUUUGUGCAUUAUUUGGGGGAGAAUCUAGAGAUGAGUGUUUAUUGUUUUGUCCUAGAAAUGCCUCUCGUGUUCAGACUGAACUCAGUCGAUGGUUUGGGGGACGUGUUCCACCAGGUGGCAGUGUUGAUGUAGGAACACCCUAUACACGUAAAGAUACAUAUCGAAGUGGUAGUCCCAAGGGUAGGAAAGGUAGAAAAUCUUCUUUAUCAGACACUAAAGACAAUGAUAUAAAUGCCACAAUACAUAGGCCACCAGCGGCAUUAACAGCUACAACCAAAAAUGACAUUUUCUUAGUGCUAUCACCACAUGUGCCACCUAAAUGUAUGGGUAUAGUGUUGUCCACCUGUCAGAGACGAGGGUACCAGAUCAGAGGAGUUAGAAGGAGUAAACUCAACACAAAAAAGGCUAACUUACUUGGUAUCUCUGGCGAAACUGUUCCCACCUUUUGUCCUGGAGCUUUACAUAAUGAUGGUGUCACAGACCAGUGUAAACAUACAGAAUCUGUAUAUCCAUGUACACUGAUCUUACUACAGAAAGAAAAUGCUUCACAUGGAGUGGCCAGUCUCAUAGAGGCUUGUAUGGUGCAACUUACAUUACAAGGUGUCAUGGGUACAAUACAACAACAAGCCAGUUUAUAUUUAUCUUCCAAACAUAUGUUCCAUGCAGCAAGAUAUUCUGAUUCACUUCUGUCUCACCUGGGUGGUGAUUUCUCUAAGUGCUUUGAUUUUGAUGUACAAGUGAACCCCAGUUGUAUCCUCCCUAAACUAUACACCAAUCCAGAAGUAGAACAAAUUGUUGUCCUUUUGUUGCUUGGUAACCAGAUACUGAAGUCAUGUGGUUUGUUUAUUGGAAAGUUACUUCACAUGGUGCCAUACAGUAAAACAGUAACAGUAUUGCCACUUAAAGAAGGAUUUGAAUUACUGGGAAUCAAAUGGGUACCAUCUCUAUCCAUCUCUCAGGCAAAAGAUGUGACACCUUAUGAAGUAGGAGAUAGAGGCUGGAAGGAAAAUAUCCAUACUCUUACAACUGAACCAGCACUGGUCCUUGUAUUAAGAGGCAUUAAUGCAUUUAAAAGAAUGGAACAAGUUAUUCCACGACCAGAUCCUAAGUCAGGGCACAUGGAUUAUCUGAUUUCUAGAACAGCAGAGGAGGCAUAUUCCUUCACAAGAGCAUUUUAUACUGACAAAGAACUAUAUGGAGAUCCACAUUCUAGACCACUAUUACCAUACCUACCCCUUAGUAAAGUUGUCCAUACACAGGCAGCCAAUGACAGUAUUAUAACCCGAUCUGAAGCAUUGAAGGAAUCUAUAUUCCAUGUGAUGACAUCAGGACCACAGCUAAUAACCACACUUCUUAUCAUUAAACCCAGAGCAGUGAAACGUCAUCUCCCCAAAAUAAUAAAGAAAAUUAUACAAGAGGGAUUCAGAGUUAUAGCAAUGAGGUUCCAGAUUCUACUUGAUGAGGAUAUUCAAUAUAUUCUGAAAACUGAGGAAAAUAUGGAUUCAGAGAUAGCAGAUAAAACCAUAGACUAUUUCAAAUCUGGACCAAGUUUAUGCUUAGUAUUACAAAGAGAGAAUGCUGUGAAGAAGUUAAUAGACUUACUAGGACCUACAGAUCCAUCCAGCGCUAGAAGACAAAGCCAGUUCUUAUGGAGGGGAACUUUUGGUGUAGAUACAGUAACAAAUGCAUUCCAUGGUUCCAUGAGUUAUAUCAAAGCCUUAGAAGAUCAGAAGACAUUUUUCCCAGAUGGACUUUGCUGUAAAUCUACAGAAUACUUAGACAGUGAACAGAUCCUAUGCCCAUCUGAAGACAGUAUUUUAGAUAUAAAAUAUCAGCUGAAUAGAGAAAUUGUUGUCCAUGAUCCCUCAGAACAUCCAGAUUCUCCUGAUUAUAUAUUGAUGGAAACAACAUGCCUGGUAUUGAAACCACCACUGAUCACAAUCAAAAGAGAUAGUACUUACGGCUAUGCAGAUCUUAUUGAUGGAUUAGUUACUCAUGGGUUUGAAAUAUACGGCUGCAGAAUGGUAUGGUUUACUCAGGAACAAGCAGAACAUUUCUUACAUGUUAUAGAUGCUGGCAGCUUUAAGCAGGUACCCUUGAUAACUUCUGGACCAUGUAUUGUAUUGUGCUUACAGAGAGAUAAUGCUAUCCUGGCAUUCGAUUCUAUUAUGGGAAGUGAUUAUGGUGCAGAAUCUUUGAUAGGAAAAUAUGGUGAGAUGAUCUUCAGACCAGCAGACACUAAACAGGCUCACAAGAUGCUGAUGUUUUUCUUUGACAAGUUGAUCCCUGGAGGACAGUGUGAAAUAUUAUCAAAACGUCCUACAGAAUAAGCAGUGUUUGUUUUAUAGUGAACCACAAAAACUAUUUGUCAUAUGCUUAAAAAGAGGAAUUACACAUGUUAUUUUGUUGUUAUAACAUAUUUUUUUGGGGGGCUUGCAUUUUCAUUUUUUUAAAGAAGUGAAUUUUUAAACACAGAUUGCACAGUUGAAUCCACUUAACUUAAAUAUAAAAACUCGUUCCACUAGACUCCAUUCAUUUUAUAUAUAAUUAUUUUUCUGUGUAUAUAUAAAUUAGGAAUUUUUGGUCCUCAAUGCUCUUUAACUUCGUACUUUAUUUGGCCUUUUUAACUUUUUAUGAUUCGAGCGUCACUGAUGAGUCUUUUGUAGCCGAAACGUGUGUCUUGCGCAAAUACAAAAUUUUAAUCCUAGUAUCUAUGAUGAGUUUAUUUUCAGCAGAUUCUGACUUAGAUUUGAAUUUUAUAACAUUAAAGAUAAUGAUUUCAAUAGUUUGUUGUACAUGGGUAAAUGUCCUGGUUGAGUUUAAUCUUAUUUCCUUCACUGUAUAAGGUUAUUUUAUACACGUCCAAACUACUAGAAAACAUCCAUAUUUGUUUUUUGUUUAUUGUUUUAGGCUGUUGUUUUUCUAGUUUGAAUUGUUUCACAUUUUGUCAUUCCUAGGUCUUUUAUAGCUUACUAUACAGUAUGAGAUUUGGUCAUUGUUGAAGUCUGUACGAUAACCUAUAGUUUCUAACAUCCGGGUCCUUUGGUGUCUGGUUAAAUAAAUGCUUCACUGUAUCAUUACUUUUUUGUAAUACAUAAAUAAAGGAACUACAAGUAUUGUGUUAUCUAGGAGAUUGGAAUUAAGUUUAGAGCUAAGGGAAAAUAAUGAUAUAUGCAUAAUGUUCAAUGUUAUAUACUAUUUACGAUAACAAUUUAACUGCACUAGAUGUAGAUUUCGACAUUUAAUCUCUUUAGUGAUGCUGGAGGGCCUAAAUAUGUGAAAAUCCAAAACCUGAUACAAAUUUUGAAGAACUGAUAUAGCCCAAAGGGAUAAAUAAAAAAGCAUCAUUAUGAAAUCGUGAUAUACCAUCAUUUUCAUACAGUUGUAAAGUCUGAUGGAAUUUUUUUAAUUUUUUUAUUUGAUGAUAUGAUUUCCCUUUGAAAAUAUUACAUAAUUGAAGCUUUUUUUAUUUUUACUUUUGCUAGUUUUUGUCAGAUCGGGCAUUUUUUCAAGCAUUCCUCAUUAAAUGUUCACAUGUUAUGUAAUUUAUUGAAUUCAUGUCAUAAGCCUUAUAUUUUUAUGUACAAUUAUAAUAUUGAUUACCCAACAGCAGUGAUAAAUCACAAUUCUGUUAAUGAAAAUGCUACAGUAUUAGAGGCAUUUUGAAUUGUAUUCAAGUUCAACCAAUUAUUCUUGUGGUAUUGCUAGAAAGGGGUGUCUAAUUUUCACUAAGACUAAAGCACCUUAUUUUAACAAAAAUUCCUGAAUUUAUAGAAGCAAACCGAAAAACAGGAGUCUAUAUACAUGAUAUAGAUUUAUACUGAACUCGUGCUUUGCUUUAAGUUUCUGUGACCAAUUUUUGAGAAAUGCAUAAUUCUGUUUAUGUGCUAAGGAACAAUGAUAUACUCUAUCAGCUUAUAUAAAACUCUGAUAGUAACUUCACAUAAAAUACCACCUCCGAAUUCUAUUUGAUCUUGACUGACUGCAUUGUAUUACUUUAAUUUUAUACCAUGUUAUUCACAAUUUGCACAUAAUGUAAAUUCAGAAAUUAUUGCGAGCAUUUUUUAUUGCCAUUUUUGAAGAAUGAACAAAAGUGCGAGAUUAAUUAUUGCGAUUUCAGGAAAAUCUGCAUAUAGAUAUAUAUAUCCUUACCUUAACCUUAAUUCUCUUCACGCCAGAAGUCGCAUAAGGCCUCUCAGAUAAGGUAUCAGAUAUCAAAAAUAUUGCGAUACUCAACCAGUCACAUUAUUAGCAAUAAUAAAAAUCAUGCAAUAAUUCUGAAUUUACAGUAUUUCAGUAUGCUUUAAGUAUUAAAUACCAUGAUCAUCUCAAGGAAACCUGUUGCUUAUUCUGUGAUAUGUAUAAAUAAUUUUUAUUUAUUUAUUUAUUUGUUAUUUCUGAAAUAAAAUAUUAUUUUUAUACAAAUUUAAUAUCUAUAUUUUUUAUGUAUUAUCUUGGAUUAUUAAAUGAAGAAAAGAUAUUAGCUAUAUGUAUGUAUUAUUAUGGGAACUUCUUAUUAAGAGAUUGAUGAGACAAUUUAAUCAAUUUGAAGUUAUCUUAAAAUUUGAGCUCUUAAAAUUUUAGUAGAUAAUGCUGUAAUCAUUAAAAAUAAACUACAUCUUGACUUUUGUUUUAUUAUGUCCCACCUAAGAUAGUUGGGGUAGGGUCUGAGUUUUCUGGUCUAUGCAUCUGUUUGUUGGUUCAUCCUUAUCAGGUUAAAGUUUUUUGUAAGGGAGGUUUACAAUAAAGUAGUGACAUCUUCUUGAAACUUUGCUAAUUAUAAAAAAUGUAUAGUAAAAAAAAUGCUAGGAAAGAUUGUCACAUAAAAUCUUUAUAGAAAACCCUCAAAGGAAAACUAUUAAUGAUAGAGGGUAGAUUUUCAAAUAAAUGUCGAAAGAGGUUAACAGAUAUAUUGGACAUGUGCACAAAUGAGUAAAAUGUGUAGGAGCCAGUGGCAAGAAAAGGGAAAAGGGGGGGGGAUGCAACAUCCGUUAAAAAAUUUUUUUUUCAAAUAGGCUGGUUGAAAAAAGCUAAAAAAAAAAAAGAAAAAAAGGCAUAUAAUAUGUUGGACAUCUGUUUAGUUUUACAGUUAAUUUUAACUGCUGAAUGACUUAUCUCCACUUUAUUUUGUGCUUGUUGAUUACUUCUGAAUGAAUACCUUACUAAGUUAGUUUAUUGAAAAUCUGAUACUAAUAUAAGAAAAAGAAAACAAUAAUUAAAUAGAUGCCCAGAGAAAAUCCACAACAACAUCAGAAAAUAUUAAUGGAUGCUCAGAAUAGAUUCUUAAUUUCUUUUUCUGCUACAUAUGAUAUAUUGCAUUUUCAAUCCUUAAAAACUAUAUCAUUUAAUUGUAUUCCAAUCCAUCCUUUGAGUACACAGACUCAUCAUUAGACAAUCUGCUGAGUGGUAUUGUAUUUUUCAUUUAAAUUAUAUUUCGUAAUAAUACUAUGGUGUUAGCAGAAAUCUCAGGGUGCGACAACCUAAAGUGCAUGAAAUUGAUUCCAAAUGAUGGUAGGUUGACACGAUGUUCUAUGCUGGUAGAAAGCUUUCAUAAGCUGAUAACAAUGUGUACUGUUAUAGAAAGGAUUGUGUUUCAUUUAAAUGUUUCUCAUGAUUUAACUUACUUUCAUAGCAACAUGUGUUCUGGAUAAUCAUUAUUCAAGUAUUGUAUGUUGAAUAACAAUAAAACCCAAGUUUCCUUAUUGAAACCUUGCUGAAAGAAUAGCCCAAUUAAAAGAUACUGUAAACUGCAUAAAAUGAUAUUGAACAUUUUAUUGACUAAAUUUAGAAAAUAAUGUAUGCUGUCAAAAGUUAACUCAAUAUCUGACAUAUUUUAGACUAUGUAUCUUUUAUUGAAAUAUUCUUAAUUCAACUAAAAUAUUGAUAUCUGAAUUUUUUUUUUCAUUAAACAUUGCAUGGAUUUUUAAUUUACAGUUGGUCAGUACUACAAAUUAAAAAUGUAAAAUCACUGAAAUUGUAAUACCGGUAUGGUGAUUGUUAAAUUUUGUCAUGUUGACAAGAAACUCAAUAUAUAUUAAUAAUUGUUAUUCGUAUGCUUCUGUUUUUUUUUCUAUGCUAAUUUUGUAUUUAUGAUUUGCACUGUAUGGUAAAUAAUUAAUUGUUUUAUAAAAGAUUUCAUGUAGACUUAACUGAAUGCAAACUUUUUUUUAUCAUUUUUAAUUGUGUUUUUUUUUUCUUCUCUUGAUUUCCAUCAAUUAUUAUCACUUGCACAAGAAUAUUAUUAUUUGUUGACUAGAAUUAUGACUGGUUCAGACCAGUGUUUUGGGCAUGAACUGGGUGUAGUAUUAAUAUCAAGUGGAAAUAUGGCAGGAAUUGAUAUGUAAGAUGUAUUAGAAUUCCGUAGGACAAAGCAAAACCCAGACACCUGUUGAGUUACAGGUAUGGCUGCUCAAUAUUAAGGCAUUCAUAUGAUUGAUCACAAACUGUACCCUCAUUAUUGUUCAUGUGGUAUUAAUUUUCAUGGAUUUCUCUUCGAUACAGAUGAACCACAAAUUAAGGUGUUCAACAAAAUACAAAUUUUCUACAUGGGCAAAAUGCAGAAUUUGUAAAACCAUGAAAUCAAGUAUCCACAUUUUUUUUUCUUUAAUCCAUGAAUAUUGGUAAAUAUAAAUAAAUGAAUCCACAGUAACUGCACCAGCAUCCAAAUGCAAAGGUAUUGCCACAACUUUGGUGAUCCUUGUUUCAGUUCUGAAAACUUCCAACAAAGUUAUUGUACAAGUAGGAUUCAGUACAUGGGCAACCUUUUUUUUUAAUAUCAAAUAAGUGGGAUUCAAGAUCAUCCAAAAAAAAAAUAGGAUUAAGUAUAUUGAUUAAGGGGAUAAGAUCCACCACCUAAUUUAAAUCAUUCCUCAAGUUUCUUUGUAUCAAUCCACUUUAUCAAUGAUCUCUGUUUGAACAAUUCCAUCCACUUUAUCAAUGAUCUCUGUUUGAACAAUUCCAUCCAUUAUUAUAUCUUAUUGUUUACAUUUUAUAUAUUGAGUUGUGUGAUAAAAGUUACAUAUAUUUAUUGAUAAUAAACACUUCUUGAAGAA